Messenger RNA from Staurois parvus, 478 nucleotides. NCBI's taxonomy places the organism in Eukaryota, Metazoa, Chordata, Amphibia, Anura, Ranidae. The record is from the annotation of a GenBank genome assembly.
AUGCGCCCCUGUACCGCCUCCUCAUGCUGCUGCCAGGCCCGUAAUCUGCCAUGGGCCCCCGUACCGACUCCUCAUGCUGCUGCCAGGCCCGUAGUCUGUCAUGGGCCCCUGUACCGCCCUCCUCAUGCUGCUGCCAGGUCCAGAGUGUGUCAUGGGUCCCUGUACGGCCUCCCAUUGCUGCUGUCUCUAUCGCCACACUCUGCCAUGUGCCACUUUUUCAGGUCUCCUCACACUGCUGGUGGUUUCCAUUUUUGUCAUAGGGUGCUGUAUGGCCUCCCAUUGCUGCUGCCUCCACCGCCACACUGUGGCUCCACACUCUGGUUUUGGCCCCGUGACUGCCCAAAUGAGUGAAGUGUGCGGUGAUUCUAAGAUCGACGGCACUCAUCUGCAUGUCAUACUGACUGACAGUAUUAUUUCUCUUCCCCAGCAGACUCCAAGGGCAUUUAAAUUAAAGGUACAGUGUUCUGCACUAAUAUUA